AUGGCUGAGCGUCCGGUGAUCCUGCGAGGCGCCCGGGUUGUCGAUCCGGUAGCCGGGCUUGACGCGGUCAGGGACCUGCGGCUUGUCGAGGGACGAAUCGCCGCCGUCGGUGAGGGGAUCCGCGAACCGGGGGACCGCGUCGUGGACGUGGCAGGACUGGUGGCGGCGCCCGGGUUUUGCGACAUGCACGUCCACUUCCGGGAGCCGGGACUCGAAUACAAGGAGACGGUAGCGAGCGGAGCGGCAGCCGCGGUCGCCGGUGGUUUCACGGCGGUGGCAUGCAUGGCGAACACCGACCCGGUGAACGACAGCCCUUCCGUUACCGCGCACAUUCGCCAGCUCGCGAAACAGGCUGGCCUGGCCCGGGUCCAUCCGAUCGCCGCCACCACCCAGGGAAUGAAGGGGGAACGGAUUUCCGAGUUCGGCGCCCUCAAGGAGGCCGGCGCGGUGGCGGUCUCCGAUGACGGCCUCCCGGUGGGCGAUCCGGCGGUGAUGCGGCGAGCCCUCGAGUACUCGAGGCUGCACGACCUGCCGGUGAUCGAACACUGCGAGACGCUGGAACUGACCGGUGAGGGCGCCAUGCGCGAAGGCGCCUACGCCGCCCAGAUCGGCCUUCCCGGGAUCCCGGCGGCGUCGGAGUUCAUCGCCGUCGAGCGGAACAUCGCACUCGCGGAGAUCACCGGCGCCCGUCUCCACAUCGCUCACCUCUCGACCGCCCGCUCGGCCGCCGCGGUGCGCCGGGCCAAAGCCGCCGGAAUCCGGGUCACCGCCGAGGUGACGCCGCACCACCUGAUCCUGACGGACGAGGCAGUGGGCGACUACGACACCGCGGCCAAGAUGAAACCGCCGCUCGCCGCGGAGGCGGACCGCGAGGCGCUCCUGACCGCCAUCGCCGACGGCACGGCGGACGCCAUCGCCACGGACCACGCACCCCACCACGAGGACGAGAAGAAACUCUGUUUCCAGAGCGCCCCCUUCGGGAUCGUCGGACUCGAAACGGCGGUGCCGCUGGUUCUCGAGCGCCUCGUGGCGUCGGGCAUCAUUCCCCUCGCCCAGGCAGUCCGACUUCUUUCGACCGGCCCGCGCCGGAUUCUCGGUCUGCCCGGCGGCGAUCUCCGACCCGGAAGCCCGGCAGACAUCACGCUCCUCGAUCUCGAGGCCACCAGCACCAUCAACCCGGCCUCUUUCCGGAGCCGCGGCAGAAGCACUCCGUUCGCGGGACUCUCCCUCCGGGGGCAGGUCGUUGCGACCUGGGUCGGCGGCCGGGAGGUUUAUUCGCAAAGCGCCAACCGCUGA
This is a messenger RNA of Geodia barretti, 1296 nucleotides long. NCBI's taxonomy places the organism in Eukaryota, Metazoa, Porifera, Demospongiae, Tetractinellida, Geodiidae. The record is from the annotation of a GenBank genome assembly.